AUGGACCUUCGCCACCGACCGUUGGCAAGUGACGGUCCAGCAGGGAACUCAGCAUUCGCAACGUCAACGAUGGCGGCGCCCUCUUCAACGAUUAAGCGUCCAGCGACCCGGACACUGGCAUCGCGAUCAUCACUAGCCCUCGGCGCACCAAGCGCACAGAGGAUGUCGUUGGCGGGAAAUGGGACUACGCUGUCCGCAUCAGCUGCUGGCUUGGGCUCGGCCACGGACAGAGGCACAUCUAAGCGACGAAGCCUUCUUCAUGGUCGGCCGACUGCUGAACCGCUGAGUGGGGGUCGAGCGGAUGGAGGAUUGUAUGGGCGAACGCCACAGACGGCGCGAAGUUUGAGGUGGGAGCCGGCCGACGCAACCGCUAACAAUAGCUCGAGACGACCUUCUGCCGCUCAAUCUUCAGGUCGAUCGUCAAUUAUGCCCGGUUACGGCCACUCCUCCAAAGACUCGCGACCGGUUCGGGAUCGCACCUUCCAGAGUGAAUGCCAAAGGAACAUAGAGGACUUUUUGGCGCAACGGGGGGUCCAGCUAGCUCUGAGCUCCAAGUGGCUUGUGUCUCCUACACAGCGCGAUUUCCAAACUCUUUUUCGAUAUCUGGUGGAGGAGCUCAUGGGCACUGGAUAUCCGUGGAGUAAGAAGGUGGAAGACGAUUUCAUUGCCAUUCUUCGAGACCUAAGGUAUCCUGCCAUGGACGGCAUUUGGAAGACCGCUCUAACCGCACCUGGAGGUUCGAACUGGCCCCACGUUCUGGCUAUGCUGAACUGGCUUGUCGAGCUGUGCAAGGUGAGUCGUUACAGGACAGCCACAAAAGGGCCUAACCACCAGGCGGAGGACAGUUGGCGAAACCAAGGCGUGGCCUCAGAUCCGCUUCUAUGCGCGCCGAGCGCCUUGCCGGUCAACCACCCACAAAUUGAGGAGCGGCUGCUCUGGCACUUCACUUCGAACAUGUACUACGAGUGGUUCCAUAACGGCUCCGGCCACUUUCCCGAGGCCGAGCGCGAACUAGAAGAAGGUUACGCCACAGUGACAGAAUGUGAGCGGUUGGAAGUUGAAGCAAGGCAAAAGGACGAGGAGUUGCGGCAGCUCCAAGCUCAGGAGGUCGAAGAGGAGUACAAUCAGCUUCUUGGUGACCGGGGUAAAUUUAUAGACUUCAUCAACAUUCAGCGGGGCAAGGCCGAGAAGAUGAAACUUGGCAUUUCAGUCAUGAGAUCAGCCAUCUCGGAGCACUGUGAGUUGGGAUCUACCGCCUCAGAGGCUGAUACUGUAGCUCAAAGCAUCGCUAUCGCCGAGAAUGACCUGAAAGAAGUGGAGGCCGCUGUGGCUGCUCAAAACCUCAGUGCCGACGAGGUCAGUCGCAUGAACCAUGAGCGGGAAACCUUGUCGCGUAACCUAGAGGAGUUGCGAGGCAAGUUGCAGCAGGCACGGCAGCACUGUCUUCAUCAAGAGAUGGAGGUCACCGAAGCCAUGGACCGCUUGGGCGAUCUGCAGCAAAGCUAUGCAUCUCUCGGUCACCAGAUCGGAUGCUUGGGGCCAUCCUGCAAGAAGCGCUUUGUCCCUGACGAAGGAGGCGUUGACUGUUCCCUCGACGUGGAGCUUGGUUCCGGAGACUUGGCGAGAUUGAGUCUCGUCGGUCAGUCCUGGAAUAGGAUUAUCCGCCCAGCCCUUCAGGACUACGGAGACGACUAUCAAAAGGAAGCGAGGACACUGCAGCAUGAGUCGAUUGCCUUGGAAGACAUGCAGGAUCGAAUCGCUCAAGUUGUCGAACAGCAAAGGGCGGAUGCCGCGGCUCGCGAGGUCAAACUGAAGCUCAUUCAGGACCAAACUGAGGAGGAAAAGAAUGUGAGGACACAGCCUUUGGUCGCGUCAAACUAA
Molecule: messenger RNA, 1881 nt
Organism: Trichosporon asahii var. asahii CBS 2479
Lineage: Eukaryota; Fungi; Basidiomycota; Tremellomycetes; Trichosporonales; Trichosporonaceae
Exons: 3
Coding region: 1-1881 (626 amino acids)
Biological process (GO): attachment of mitotic spindle microtubules to kinetochore
Cellular component (GO): Ndc80 complex
Source: RefSeq, a predicted model, not a curated record